CGUAUAAAUAUAAGAGCGCGAGGGAAGCCCGCUGACAUAGUAUCUUUAUUGUUUGUUUAUUGUGGUUCGUGUUUGAGUGCCUAUAGCCUACCUCGCAGAUAAAAAUGGUUCUCCAGCUUGGUGAUCAGUUUCCCAACUUCACUGUGGAUACUACCAUCGGCAAGAUUGAUUUCCACCAGUGGGCUGGCGAUUCGUGGGUCAUUUUUUUCUCCCAUCCGGCUGAUUUUACCCCAGUUUGUACUACGGAGCUAUCCACCGUUGCUCGUAUGGUGCCGGAAUUUGCCAAGCGCAACGUGAAGCCAAUCGCUCUCUCGUGUGACUCGGCGGAAUCGCAUCGACAAUGGAUCGCGGAUAUCAAGGAAUAUGGCAAAUUGGACGACUUAACCUACCCAAUCAUUGAUGACGAAAGCCGGGAAUUAGCUGUCAAACUCAAUAUGCUCGAUAAAGACGAAAUUGGAGCCGAGGGACUACCGUUGACAUGCCGCGCCGUUUUUGUUAUCGAUAGUAACAAGAAGCUUCGCCUGUCGCUCCUGUAUCCGGCCACCACAGGUCGAAACUUUAGUGAAAUUCUUCGUGUCAUCGAUUCGCUGCAGUUGACCGACAAGAAGAAGGUAGCAACUCCUGCCGACUGGAAGCAAGGUGAUUGGUGCAUGGUGCAACCGAGUGUCAAAGAAGAAGAUUUGCCUAAGAUGUUCCCUAAUGGAGUGACGAAGGUUCAGUUGCCAUCGGGCAAAGGUUACCUUCGCAAGACCACUAUUUAAGUUA
Messenger RNA from Ochlerotatus camptorhynchus, 765 nucleotides. It is a transcript of the gene Prx6a, whose product is annotated as Peroxiredoxin 6a. Gene Ontology annotation, molecular function: peroxiredoxin activity. The record is from RefSeq and is a predicted model, not a curated record. The coding region runs from base 105 to 761 and encodes 218 amino acids. NCBI's taxonomy places the organism in Eukaryota, Metazoa, Arthropoda, Insecta, Diptera, Culicidae. Gene Ontology annotation, biological process: cell redox homeostasis; cellular oxidant detoxification. Gene Ontology annotation, cellular component: mitochondrion; cytosol. The transcript has a single exon.